Macrobrachium nipponense is the source of this 2669-nucleotide messenger RNA. RefSeq names its product leucine-rich repeat-containing protein 47-like. The record is from RefSeq and is a predicted model, not a curated record. Lineage: Eukaryota; Metazoa; Arthropoda; Malacostraca; Decapoda; Palaemonidae. Gene Ontology annotation, molecular function: phenylalanine-tRNA ligase activity; RNA binding; protein binding. Bases 105 to 1691 code for a protein of 528 amino acids. Gene Ontology annotation, biological process: phenylalanyl-tRNA aminoacylation. The transcript has 6 exons.
CUUCACCGUCAUCAUUGUGUGACUGUGUUUGUCAAGCACGUUGGGAUAAAUAGACGUUUCCUUCUAGUGUAGUUGGAUAUUUGUGACACUAAACUCUUGAUAGAAUGUGGCCAGAAGUAAAACAAGCCAAAGAAGAGAACAGGUACGAACUGGUGCUUUCAGGAACAGAAGUCAGCGAGAGAAUAGAAGAAGAGGGCGGUGUUGAUCCGUCAGUGUAUGAACUGUCACAGUUGAAUUUCCUUCGGAUCAGCAAGAGUCCCUUGACGACCAUAAAGGAUGAUGUUGGCCUCCUGGCCAAUCUCACCAGCCUUAUCCUCCAGUUGAAUAAAUUAGAAAAGCUUCCAGUUACCGUAGGCAACCUGACUAAGUUGAAAGUGUUGGAUGUCUCUUUCAACAGCCUGGAAGAUCUUCCAAGCGAGAUUAACAAAUUGUCGAAUUUGUCAACCUUAAACCUCGGUAGUAAUAAAAUUCGUGCCUUGCCCUCCUUAGAAGGUUGUAUCAGUUUGGCGAUUUUGGAAGUUGGCCACAACCUUUUGACGGAAUUUCCAGACAUCUGUAAGGAGAGCUUAGUGCAUUUGGCAGACGUAAAAUUGAAUGAUAAUCAGAUUUCAGAAGUGUCUCCUGAUUUGACAGUCCUGCCUUCUUUGAAAAUCUUAGACCUUGGCAACAACCAGUUGAAGACAGUGCCUGGGGAGUUGGCAGAUUGUGUGAAACUUAAAGAUAUCAACUUGAAAGGAAACCCACUUUCUGAUAGACACUUCAAAAAAGUUGUGGAGGCAGAGAGAUGUACCCCAAAGCAAGUGUUGGGAAACAUCAAACAGCACUGUCCCAGAGUGAAUGUGUCAGAAGGUGGCAAAGGUGGUGAUGGAGGGAAAGGGAAGAAGGGCAAACGAGGAAAAGGAAAAGGCAAAGAUGAUGACCAGAUGGAUGAAAUGUGUAAUGAAAUUCAUGUUUUAACUAUAAAAGAUACAGGACCUGUAGUGCAGGUAUCAUCAGAGGUCAAAGAUGUUCGCCCAUAUGUUGUGUGCUGUGUUAUACAAGGUGUUGAUUUGAGUGGGGAAAAUCUCAAAAAAUUCAUAUCAGCUCAGACGAAAUUGCAUGAUGGCAUAUGUGACAAAAGAAUGAUGGCAACCAUUGCUACACAUGACUUGAAUAAAAUCCAAAGUCCUUUGAAGUAUGUGGUGCGUAAACCAGAGGAGAUUCGCAUCCACCCCUUAGUAAGAGGGAAAGAAGUCUCAGCCCUUGAGCUUCACAAAAGUCUUCAGCAAGAAGCAGAAGCUCAGCGAAAGCAGAUGAAGCGGAACAAUGUCCCUGGACUCCACAAGUUCUUGCAUCUUGUAGAGGAGUGGGAUGUAUGGCCAUGCCUAGUUAAUUCUGAUGGUGUUGUGAUAUCAUUACCACCCAUCACAAACUCUGAAAACACAAAGAUAACGCAAGAAACCACAGAUGUUUUUGUAGAGGUAACCAGUGGCACAUCUUUAAAUAAGGCAAAAGCAGUGUUGGAUGCUUUAAUUAUGAGUUCCUUGAACUCUGGCAUUGGAUCAGAAAAAACACCAGCUGGAAAAUCAUCUAUGAAGAUUCAACAGGUUCGUGUGGAAGAUGAGGAAGGGAACUUACGGGUGGUUUACCCUUCUCGAACUGAUCUGGUGUUUGAGAAUGAGGCUGUUAGAAUAAUUAAUGCUGACAAGUAGUGUUACUGGUCUGUUUGUGCCUCGUAUUUAUGUGAUACAUUGGGUAAGCAUUGUUUUUUGAUUAUCCAGUGAACUAGCAUUAGUUUAUUUUCAUACAAAUCAUCAAAUUGGAAAUUUUGUAUUUCAAGUACAACAGUGUAUAAAGCUAGAAAUUUUUCUAAUAAUUUUAUAGUAACUCAUCAUUGAUUUCACAAGUGUCUAGUAUUUAGGACAAUUGUAUUAAAGAAAUAUAUAUUCUUUGUUCUGGUUUACUAGUAAAUUUCUAUGGUUGAAAAUUAACUAUAUUACUCCAUAGUAAGAUUAUUCCUUUUAUCACAUGAAUUUGGUUAAAUUCCUAGAAGGCCUGCAGUGUGGUUUUAUUUUCACAUUAAUUUUUCUACCUUAUAACUUUCAAGGACUGUAUUGUACAUCUUAUAUUAUUUUUUAUUUCAUGUACUCAGCUAAAUUCAUGGUGCCCAAAUCUGUAAGAUAUUCAGUGUUUUAAGCAUGUUGCUCUCUUAUUUACUGCAAACUAAGUUAACGCAGUAGCUUUCUGUGAGAUCAUUAAUCAAAGGAGGUGCAGGUUCAUUGGUAUAUUGUGUACAGUAUGUAUGUACCUUUAUACCAGCUGAUGAUAACUAAAUUCAAAUGGCAGCAUUUUUAGAUGAAGCUAUUCGUUCUCAAGUUAUUGCUUUGUGUUGACUUGUGGUUAUAGUGUUCUACAAGACAUAUCAUAGUUUUUAUUUGAAAAGUUGCUACAGUACUUUGUUUCCCUCCUUACUGUCUAAAAAAGUAAGAUGUUUAUUUCCUUGAUAAGUACAGAUAUAACUUCAUUUACAUGGGUUCUAAAUAGUACACGUUUUUGCUUUAACACUGACUAUGAUUAGAGGAGAUAGUGAUAUGUUUAUACAAUUUCUUCACAUUAACACAGAUAAGAAGAAGCAUGAGCAAAAUUUCUAAUGCUGCCACUGAUCAGUAUCCAAUAAAAAGUACAGAUUC